CACGAUAAUAUAUGAAUAAUAGGAGUGGUUAGCUGAAUUCAACAAUGUAAGGUAUUUUUGACACAAUAAUUUGUUAAAUCGACGUGAUAUGGCAGGUCUGUCACUCGACGACGACACAGAGCCGAUUCUUUUAGUGAACAAACUGACCCCUCAUUUCCUGUGUCCAGUAUGUGAACAGCUGUAUAAAAAUCCGGUCAUAAACAUAAAAUGUGGACACACGUUUUGCAAGAAGUGUGCGAGUGGAUGUUCCAGGUGCCCUGUGGACAAUGAGCCCUGCGAUGCAAGCCAGCUUAUUUUAAACAGACUUGUUGUUGGUCAGAUUGAUGAACUCCUGAUUUACUGUAAAUAUGGCAUUAGAAAACAAAAUGGAACUUGGGUUCAGGACCCAACAGGCUGCCACGAACAGAUAAUUAUUGGAAAUCGACAUCAACAUGAGGAUGAAUGUGAAUUUUCUCCUAAACCUUGCCCUAAUGAUGUACAGAACUGUGGCACAUUCAGGUCCUCUGAACUUGAGCAACACUUACAGAUCUGUCCAUACUUUGAAUGUGAUCACAAAGAUAAAGGAUGUGAAUUUCAUGGGAGACAAGAUGAAGUUAGAGACCACCUAGGAACAUGUGGGUACAGAGGACUGCCCAACAGCAUCAGCCAGAGGGAUUUUCAAGACCAGACAAAAGCAUUAGAGGCUAAGAACAGAUGUUUGAGAGACAAACUUGACAGUCUGACAAAACGAGUGGAGGUGUUAGAAGGAAACAAGAACUCACUGGAAUUUGCUUUGGAGACAUGUUUAAGCAAUUUUCAGAAUUUAAACAAGAAGCAUGAAGCCCUUCAGACUUUAGUGGAACAAUUAAUGACGUCACGAAAUCGGCGCUCUAUGUCAUCACCAGGAAAUUCUGCGGAGGCUAUUAAACAGAGAACUAGCAGUACCAGUAGCUUCUCAAGUCCAAAGCUCAGUCCUCCAGCAAAUUUGAGACCAGAAACCUGGAAAAUGCCUUUCCAGUUCAAAUGUAUAGGGUCCCUCAGAGGCCACAAGAAAGAAGUUUGGUGCCUGGCUCUGUACAAACAGAGAUUGUAUAGUUCUGGAGGGGAUAGUUUGAUCAAAGUCUGGGAUCUAGAUGUUGUCACCAAUGGCUGCAUCAAAACCAUGGAGGGUCACACCGGAGUGGUCCAUACUAUGGCCAUCUAUGAGAAUACAUUGGUGUCUGGGGGAGACGACCUCUCCAUCAGAGUUUGGAAUCUGGAUUCUAACACACAGGAAAACUGUGUCUUUAAUGCCCAUGAUAAUCUGAUCAGUUCCAUGGUAGUUGUUGGGGACAACCUAUUUACUGCAUCAUACUCACUAAUAAAGGUUUGGGACAUGAAGACCCUGUCUUUAAUACACACAAUAUCUGGAUUACACCACUGGGUCCGAGCCCUGGUAGUAAGUCAAGACAAAGAGAGCUUAUACAGUGGAUGUCACAAUACCAUUGACAUUUGGAACACCUCAGGAUCUUUCCAACAUAAAGGGAACAUUCCACACAACUAUGGGUCAAUUUACUCUCUGGCAAUCACCCAUGAAUUUGUCAUUGCAGGUACAUACAACAGAAAUAUACAGGUGUUCAGUUUAUCAAAUAAUCAGCAUGUCUCCUCCCUUAGGGGUCAUAUCGGGGUCGUGAACUCUCUGACUGUGACCCCAUCAGGUCGUUUUCUAUUUUCGUCUUCCAGUGACCAAACAAUAAUGAUCUGGAACUUGGAGAAUAUGCUGCCUAUCCAGACCCUCCACAGACAUGAGGGAGGGGUCAAUGCAGUAGUUCUGUAUGGGGACACACUCCUGUCUGGCUCUGAGGAUCAUGAAAUCAAGUUGUUCCAGUAUUUCCAAAUGCAGAUGGGAUUUGCCUUACAAACAUGAAAAUCAACCUCAUGCAAUAUCGAUUUUCACAGUGUAUUGUUUUGUGAUAAAAUCUCAGCAUCCAAUAAAAACUUUCAUGUCUUUCAUAUUGACAAUUUAUAGAAUGUUUAUUGCAUAAACAUGUUUACUUUGUUCAUGCUUAGGUUUAUAACUUAAGGUAAAAAAUGCUCUACAAAAUCUGAAAUUGGAAAUUAUUUUUCAGCAUGGACUUCCAGUUAUGUUUACCCACAUGCAAUACACUGUAAUUCAUUCCAUGUACACUAAUAUAGAAAAUUCAUUUUGUGGGUGUGUUUGUUUGUCUCAUUUAAAAGAAUCAACUUUCACUGUUAAGAACUACUGACAUACAAAUGUAGCAUUUGAAUAUUUUUGUUUUUGUGAAACAUACAUGUAUUUAAACAUGUGUUUAUUAUUUGCUUUUGUACAUUUUCAUGAAGUAAGAUAUCAGGGAAUCAUCAUUUUGUUUACAAGGUCAUUUAGCAAAUUAU
This is a messenger RNA of Saccostrea echinata, 2370 nucleotides long. RefSeq names its product E3 ubiquitin-protein ligase TRAF7-like. The coding region runs from base 89 to 1885 and encodes 598 amino acids. NCBI's taxonomy places the organism in Eukaryota, Metazoa, Mollusca, Bivalvia, Ostreida, Ostreidae. The transcript is spliced from 15 exons. Gene Ontology annotation, molecular function: protein binding. The record is from RefSeq and is a predicted model, not a curated record.